Molecule: messenger RNA, 1334 nt
Organism: Schistocerca americana (American grasshopper)
Lineage: Eukaryota; Metazoa; Arthropoda; Insecta; Orthoptera; Acrididae
Gene: Csl4
Product: exosome complex component CSL4
Exons: 8
Coding region: 479-1189 (236 amino acids)
Biological process (GO): RNA processing
Cellular component (GO): nuclear exosome (RNase complex); cytoplasm
Molecular function (GO): RNA binding
Source: RefSeq, a predicted model, not a curated record
GACUUCUGUUGUUGGUGAAGUUGCUCGUGGUAAUGGAAACGGCUUGGUAGAAGACUAACAACAUUAGAGGAAGUACAGGAUUGCGACAUUUGCGCAGUGAAAUUAUGUGAAGAAAUGGAUACGCGUGAGAGUGAUCUGAUAUGUGUGCCAGCUGCCUGCAUCACACACUGCCUCCACUGCUGAAGCCAAUGUUCUCUGUGGCUGGCAGUGUGUCAGCUGAUACUGCAGCUGCCGCUGCUGCUGAUGUAAACCGUGCUGAUGUUUCACAAACCGACACGGUGUGCUACGAUCUGGGCCGCAGAUUAACAAAGCGGCAUCAGAGGCACUACAUGCACUCACUAACUGAUCAUGAAAGUUGGUGGAUUCUGUUUUCCACCAUAAAUACAUGAUAAGACCAGAGCAGACAUUAACACAAUACCAACAUGGCGGCCAUCUUGAAUGAUUAUGCAAUGUGACAAUGGUGUAAAACCUGUAGGCUAUGUAUAUGAUGUGUGCAGCAGCUGUAAUGCAACAAUUUUACCUCCAUGAGCUCCGCUGCCUUGGUCAGCGGCUCUGUCUGGCUGAUAAAGGGCAUAUCUCCGGCUGUGGAACUUAUGAGAGACAUGGUUAUAUUUACUCCGCACUGGCUGGAUUUGUCAACAUUGUUAAGAAAGACAAGUCGACCAUUAUAGAAGUUCGAAGUAUUAAUGAUCAGAGUAUUGUACCUGCUCCUGGGGACAUUGUCACAGCAAAGUACCACUUCUCAAAACAUGGAAAGCAACAAGCUUGCAGCAGAAGAGAUUUGUUUCACAGUAUCAAAGAAGAAAUGCUCAUGGCUCUUAAGGUUGCACUGAUCAACCAGCGGUUUUGUAAAUGUGUCAUAAAAUGCAUCGGAGAUACUGUACUAUCAAGGCCUUACAGGGGAAUCCUUCGGAAAGAAGAUGUAAGAGCCACCGAAAAAGAUGGCGUUGAAAUGUAUAAAUGUUUUCGUCCUGGCGACAUUAUCCUUGCCAGAGUUCUACCAAUGACAGACAUUCACUCGUAUCAACUGUCAACUGCUGAAAAUGAACUUGGAGUUGUGAUAGCUCAUAGUGAAGCUGGUAUUGAGAUGGUACCUAUCAGCUGGACGCAGAUGCAGUGCCCAAAAACUUUUGUAAAGGAAUGGAGAAAAGUAGCAAAAGUUGUUCCAGAAGAUACAAUAGUAGACUGAGACAUUACAAAAUGUUUUCACUCUUGUUAUACCUUCUAUGAAAUUUAAACAUGACCGUUACUGUUGUGGUCACCAAUAUGACUGUGUAAUAUUUUACAUUGCUUUGUGUGUAGUUCUAAUAUACAAAUUUUUACUUUUGUAAGUA